Messenger RNA from Saprolegnia diclina VS20, 1004 nucleotides. RefSeq lists its product as hypothetical. Lineage: Eukaryota; Oomycota; Saprolegniomycetes; Saprolegniales; Saprolegniaceae. The coding region runs from base 345 to 1004 and encodes 219 amino acids. The transcript has 2 exons. The record is from RefSeq and is a predicted model, not a curated record.
GGAGCCCACAAGGAGCCCGUCGACGCGCGUUGUUGAACCUCAAGAACGUCGUUUGAGGUUCAACGCUUUGAGUGCCGGAGGAAAUCACACCUAGCCUCUGUCGGCGGUCGGGCCUUCGGGCGCCACCGAUGCUGCGUAUACACUGAGAGGUCGCUACCUUUGCACAUAAACUCUGUGCUGCGAUGCGUCUUCGCUUGGCUUGAUUCGAUUCGGCGAGAUGCUGGCAAUUGCCGCUGGCUACCUAUCAGGCCACCCAUCGAAUAUGAUUGUCUGUCAAUUUCGACGAUGCCACAUCGCCGUAUGUCCUUUUUGAGUUCGCCAACCUGUUACAAACAUCCAGUACAAUGCUGGGCUCCAACUCAAACACAAAACUCAAAAUCAAAAUUAAAAAACGGCGACAGUGCACUACCAUCUGGACAGUCUGCCAUUGUCUGGCCGUCACUCACAUCUCGAUGCCGUCGUCGUCACUGCCGCUGCCGCCCAACUACUUUCGCGCGCCCAAGUUGGCGCCGCUGCACCGCGCCAACCUCAUCACGAAAGCGCACGAGGUCGUCCAGGACACGGUCAAGAACGCGCUGUCGAUGGCCAAACUGCCCAUCACCAAAGUGCUUUUGAACCCCGCGACGCGCCGCACCGCCAACAUGCACGAAGGCGUCGACAUCAAGGACCCGUCGCUCAUCGGCAUGACGUGCGUGACGCCGGUGCGCGCGACGUUCGAGGAGGUCGCCGACUUCUACGCGCUCACGUCGCCGCGCAAAAUGCGUGCGUACGCGAGCGUCGUGAGCCAAAACGUCCUCGACCGGGUCACCUUGUACACGCUUGUGAACGACGAGACCGACUUGCAUUUGCCGCUCACCCAAGUGACGGUGAUUUGGAGCGUCAUGGAGAGCAAUUUCUUGGCCAAGUCGAUUGCGAUGAAGCGCGACGCGUGUUACCUCGAGGUAUACAAUGGCGCACGGACGAUCGACAAUAGUGUACCUUCAUAUUGUCGUCUAGUGCAUUAG